Molecule: messenger RNA, 2676 nt
Organism: Conger conger (European conger)
Lineage: Eukaryota; Metazoa; Chordata; Actinopteri; Anguilliformes; Congridae
Product: vesicle-associated membrane protein 1-like
Exons: 6
Coding region: 443-832 (129 amino acids)
Biological process (GO): SNARE complex assembly; vesicle-mediated transport; vesicle fusion
Cellular component (GO): plasma membrane; SNARE complex
Molecular function (GO): SNAP receptor activity; syntaxin binding
Source: RefSeq, a predicted model, not a curated record
AAGAGGGAGCGACGCAUUAUUGCAGUAUAGUUCCAUCAGAGAUACGCGCAAAAAAAAAAAAAACUACCGCACUAACCUAAAAUCCGACACACGCUCAACGACAGACAGACAGCGGUGGUUAGACUAGGGGGGAAUAGUGAAAAUAUAUAAUUAGUGAACCCUGCAGGUAUCAGAAGGCUAUUGAAUGCUUGUAUGUUUUUGUGGUCUUAGUAGAUAGAAUACGACUAAAUGGUAGGAAUUCUUUCAUAUUUUCUGUUUCAAGUACCUUGGACUACAAUACUGUUUGGGGGCUUCUGAUUAUUUAGCCCAUUAUUCGAUUUGCCUUGUUUUAUUCCGUCAAGUUUUUCUGAGUGUGCAUUUUUGGAUUCAAAUUCGUAUCUUGGAUUUAGAAGAACUGUUUUCUCCAAAAAUUGAGUCAGUCUUUUAAGCAGCUGCAAACGAGAUGUCUGCCCCAGCACCUGAUGCUGCUGCCCCAGCAGGGCCCCCCGGGGCCCCAGGAGCCCCCGGUGGAGAAGGGGGGGCCCCAGGAGGUGGACCCCCAAACGCUCCCCCCAACCUCUCCAGCAACCGCAGAUUGCAACAGACACAGGCGCAAGUAGAGGAGGUGGUGGACAUCAUGCGCGUGAACGUGGACAAGGUGCUGGACCGGGACCAGAAGCUCUCGGAGCUGGACGACCGGGCCGACGCCUUGCAGGCCGGGGCCUCCCAGUUUGAGAGCUGCGCUGCCAAGCUGAAGAACAAGUACUGGUGGAAAAACUGCAAGAUGAUGAUAAUGAUGGGAAUCAUUGGUGUCAUCGUGGUCGGCAUCAUUUUCUUGUACUUCUUCUCUUGAGCUGACCCGUGUGUGGAAGGACACCGACUCCACAAUGACAAAGGGAGGGUGGGGGUGGGGCGGGGAACAACACCUCCAAACUCUACUCUCCUUCCCCCCCCUUCCUCCCUCCUUCGCCCCCACCCUCUCUCCACACCGAAGUCUUCCAUCCAACCAUCUUGCACUUAAAACGUGACGGUAGUGUGUAGACGUCAAUAUCUCUGCUCUGUUCCUCCCUCACCCUGUUUUCUUUCUCUCUCUCUCUGUGGAUGGAGAUGUCUCUCGCUCUCUCCCCGUCUCUGUGUCUAAUGCAUUAUUGAAGGGUCCAGCAGACACAAACCAGUGGAGUCUGACAGAGAGAGUGGAGGAUGUAAGAAAAAGAGAGGGAAGGAGAAAGAAAACAAGAAGGGUAGGGCAGGCAGGGAGUAGAAAAAAAGAGAGAAGUGUGCGUUGGGAAAUAUAGCAGGUGAUUUGGAUUACAUUUUCUAAAUCCUAAUUACGCCAAAGCUUGUUCAUUUUACCUUUUGGAAGCUUCCUGCAUUUGUAAAUUGAUACUGACAUACCUAACAAUCUUCCAGUCUCCUCGUACUACUGCUACUAUUACUAAUAAUAAUGAUACAAACUCAUGAUUAUGAUAAUAUUAAUAAUUUUGUUGUGUUUGUGUACUAGUGAACUAAAUCAUUGUAGCUAUUAGCUUUUCCCAAAUUCCCUUUUUUACUUUUCUGGUGUUCCUUCCUUGAACUCUUUCUCCAUGAUUCUCUCUCUUUCUGCCUCUCUGAAAGAGGAAGAUAGAGAUAGACAGAAGGAACGAUGAGGAAGAAUCCAGUCAAGAUAUUAAGUUGAUAAUCUUACCUUUCGGUAUGUAUAUACCCACGCCACCAUCAGAAGGAACAACAGAUACAGAAUAAACCAGUGAAUGCAGGAAAAUGUAUGAAGAUAAAAUAAAGAGACAUAAAAAGAUACAUAAAUAAUGCAGGCUACACAGACUCGAGACAUGCAGUCUCUUUCCUGUGUGAUCAGGCAUACGCCGAAUCCCUCUGACAACGACACGCCCAUAGACUGGCAGGGAGCUGUGUGAAACAUGUCAGAAUAAAAUAGGUGUUUUACGUGAAAACAUGGGUGUGUGUGUUAAGGCAGGGUGAAGGUGCUGGUUCUGUUCACACAGCUGUAUGCUGAAGAGUGUCCUGUCUGCCGUGGCCCUGUCCAGCAGCAGCUGUUUGUGGUGUGAGUGGAUAUCGUCUCAUAUCUAAAGGCUGUUUUGUGUACUGUGGACUCACUGGAGUACUGUUUACGCCUCCGAUGGCUUGCAUGGCAAACAGUGCCCCUAUAAUCCCGUGUAUCCCCAUCGAUGUACCGUGUCUUAUCAUUUUUAAUCACCGGUUUCUGGUGCAUUUUUCGCAUUACCGUCGUGUGAAGAAGAACCUUGUAUUGCUUUAAUGCAAAUUUAUAAGAAAUGCCAUGAGACGAGGGUCAUACCAAGAGUCCGGUUUUGUUAAGAACUAGUUAUUAGUUUGUUAUGAGGGAAAAAAAUAUUACAUGUUACAAUGAGGAAAAUCUCAUUUAAGACAAAAUGACCCAUAGAUGGAUUUAUGUUUUUGUCAAAACACCUAUUCUCCUUUUCGCUUCCUUUAUUUGUAGUUAUUGCUGGAAGUUGAAACAUUUCUCAAGGACUGUUGAGAUAAAAGCUGUAAAAAAAUGUGAAAGUGUAAAUUGUAUUUAUGGAUGAAAAAUAAAGGUUAUAACUCAAGGGUAUUUAAAAAUGAUCAAACAGACACGAGAGAAGCUGCUGAAUCAUGUGAUUGUCAUUUAAAAGCAUGUCUAUUUGCCUACCACUUUUGCUGAUGCCAAUAAAGAAAUCAUCGAUA